AUGGACUCCAUUGUAUCAUUUGUGUGGAGAAUUAUUGUGUACUUGGGUCUUUUGCGCAACUUGAUUACUCUUUUCAACAUGUCGGGAUUAACCUAUGCAAAUCAUCCGUCAAUACUUACAGCAGAUAACCGCAUCGAAGAAAACUCCAAUAGGCCAAUUCUAAGGGCAGAUGGUCAGAAUGAUAUCUUUUCAAUAGAUUACGAGUUUCAACAGAAAAUUAAGACACAGUAUGAGAUAGCCAUAAGAUAUUAUCUUAAUCGAAGUUUUGUAAGUGCAUGGAAGAUCGUCCAUCCAUUAAUUCACCAAAUUAUGGCAUCCAGCAUUAAGAAUAGAAGUGGCAGUAAUGGAGAAUCUUUGGACAAGUUGCUCACCAUUAAGUGUUUCAAGCUAUACUUGACAUUGGUAGAUCUUUUGUUGAAAAGCUUAGAUCCUGAAGGUACGCAAACAAAGACAGAUUUCAACAAUUACAUUCAUGAAGAAGCCGGCCAGAUUGAAGCAGAGGCCAUACAUGAAAAGUUUAUGCGUGGAAUACUGUUGAAGCAGAUCACGCAGAUUUAUAAUGGCGUCAUUGCUGAUGUGGAUGCUGAAUUAUUCCUAAUGUGCUGUGUUAUUGAAUUUUCCAACGGUUUCCCCUUACAGCAACUUCGCAGUCAGAUGGAGGGGUACUUGAUUGCAGUUAAUAUUCUUCAUGGCACUGAUUAUGAUAUUUUUAGGGCCCUUAAGGAUCAUCGCAAGGAAAAUGUGCUCAAGUUCUAUCUCAUGCAGGUCAUGGUCAAAGCGGAAAAUGUGCACGAGUCCCGUGAUUUAAUAUGUCGGAUAUUUGUUACGAAUGAGGAUAAACUCAAGGAAUAUAUGUCUCUUUUUGAAACUGCUGUUGCAAAAUCCAAGGAAGAUGCAAGAAAAAACUCAAAUAGUGUGAAGAAAGCUUCUCGGAAAAAACAUAAAUCUAUUCAAUCUUCACAAGAUGCAAAUAAAACUGGCCUUGCGAGCAAUUCAACUAAGCAAGAACCUGAAAAUGAGCAGCACAUAACCGAAUUGAAUAGCAGUGUCCCGCAGAAUGUUUCAAGGAAGCAUUUCUUACAGCAGUUUCCGGCAUAUAAAUCAUUUAAAGACUGCGUUAUUAGAGGAUGGAGAAUGCUUCAAUGUCAGCCGAUGUCGACUACUUUAAGAUUGUCCGGUUUCGUAAUCUUUAUUUUAACUCUUUUACUUUCAAUUACUAGGGCAAAAAGCAGGCAGCGUAUUCGCCGAAUGAUUUUGUGGCUGAUUACGCACCUCAGAAAUACACUAGGUAUGGCUUUUAAAGUUACAUAUGUUUGA
Molecule: messenger RNA, 1317 nt
Organism: Brettanomyces bruxellensis
Lineage: Eukaryota; Fungi; Ascomycota; Pichiomycetes; Pichiales; Pichiaceae
Exons: 1
Coding region: 1-1317 (438 amino acids)
Source: RefSeq, a predicted model, not a curated record